UUCUAUCAAUCCAUCAUACUUAUAAGUCAUCGAUAUUUCGUAUUUGUAAAAGGCGGUAGAUAUAGAGGAUGGGUAUAGCAUCAGACUUGUAACAUAUGGGCAACAAUGGCUGGGAUUUCCAGACGAGCGGACGUGGGGAUACCGAUACUAAUAUCGUGAUGACCAUCGUUCUCGAGCCAGAGUUGGGAACCAAGCGGACGGAUCUGCGCGACGAUCCUCCAGCCGAGAAUCGCCCGUUCGAUUGUCCUCCAAAUAGCUUGCAUGAUCCACCCAAGCAAAGUGUCGAGAAGCUCGAGUAUAUAGAUACAACGUGUAUGAAUUUGGGGAAUCGCACCGAUAUCCUUUCUCAGGAAAGCAAGGCCAAACGAUUCAGGACCACAGAGUCCACGCGGGAAACUUCAAGCGGGUUCGCCGUCUUCGCGCUUACUGGAGCGCUUCGACCGAAUAUGACGCCGAGCAAUCCGAGUGACCUGACCAGAAGUCGAUUGGAAUAUCUAGCCACAAGUUUCCAUCCGAUAACCUACUCCAAGGCUACGGCGGUUGCGCGAAAAGAGGUGGCGUAUGAUUCCGAUCGAUCCUCUCCGUCUAUCAUCGUUCUCGAUGAGCCGCCGCAGAGUGGAAAAGAAAGACGCGAUUCAUCGAAAUCUCGGGUAGAAACUCCGCCAGCGGGGGGGUUCCAGGCGAAUCGACGAAGGCUGACUUUACCUGGCGGGAGCGGUGGACCAAGGGAAGGCCGGAUUACUGCUUCGAGGGUCGAGCCUUUCAACGUAAUUAUCGAUUCAUUUAACGUCGUAGAAGCAGACAUUUACGAUACCGUCUUGGUUCAUCACAGAAGACUAUUGGUGCGGGCCUCGAUUCACGGCAAAUGGGACAGAAGAUCGACUCGGGAUGCAAAGGAGAGGGCAGGAGCUUCGAUCAAAACUCUGAUCGAUACCACCACCGCUUCCGGCUGGUUGGAAGGAGAAUUGCCUGUCCUGACAUCCGAGGGCAAGGCGGGAAACGAUCGAGACUACGCGCCUUCUAGCGCCUUACCCAGAUGGAAGGUCGAUCUUCCAAGAUACAUUGCUAAACUAGUACCCUACGAGGAUGCGAUCACUGCUGUGAGACGAUUAUUUCAGGAGGCGGAAGAUGAAGCUCAAUGCGAGUUUUCGGGAAACGAGGAGCGCGCUCUGAAGCUCAUGGCGAGUCACGAUCUUCAACAUUUCGAGGGCAACGACCAAUGCGAUCACUGUCAGUCUGGGAAGAAGAUGUUCAAGCAUAUUCCUGAGGACAUGCAGCGCCUGCCAUGUCUGGGCAUGAUGGGACGGCCGUGCGUGCUUUGCACAUUGCUGAGGAGCGGCUGCAGUUUCACCGGUCGAGCAGGCGGCGGUAAGGUCGCCCCUGUCUACGCGAACGCUACACCUCGAUCCCAUAGAGAUGAGGAGUGCACAGACAUCGUGCGAGAGAGAGAAGAGACCGCUGUCUCGGCGCCGAGAUUCAGGGAGGCCGUCGACAAGCGAGAACUUGAGGACAUGGUGGAGGUCAUCGAGGUCCCCUCCCAAUCGCCAUCUCCCUUGCUCAUCGCAGCUGAACCGGUAAAGACGUAUAAAGCGGCAAAGAUGAACCAACCGACAGAGACGGAACAACCGGCAGAGGCGAACAAACAGGCAAAGACGGAUAUGAGCGUCAGGAUAACUCCCUCGAUCAACCCAGACACACUGUCUACUACGCUUGAAGACAUCCAGCGUCAUAGAAGGGCUCUCUGGCGCAAGACAGUCUCUACUGCGACCUUCCUGAUGAAGGUACAACCGGAUAUACAUUCGACCGGUGGCAUAACCAUUGAUGAGGUACCUGAUCUCAUGAAGGAGAUGAUCGAAGAGGUGGAUGCGUUAAAAGGUAUGGCAAAAGGGAUCAUUGACGAAGUGAACGAAUAUCAAAGUGGCUUGCGAGGUUGA
Molecule: messenger RNA, 1934 nt
Organism: Filobasidium floriforme
Lineage: Eukaryota; Fungi; Basidiomycota; Tremellomycetes; Filobasidiales; Filobasidiaceae
Exons: 5
Coding region: 96-1934 (612 amino acids)
Source: RefSeq, a predicted model, not a curated record